Molecule: messenger RNA, 871 nt
Organism: Lotus japonicus
Lineage: Eukaryota; Viridiplantae; Streptophyta; Magnoliopsida; Fabales; Fabaceae
Product: succinate dehydrogenase assembly factor 2, mitochondrial
Exons: 5
Coding region: 101-640 (179 amino acids)
Biological process (GO): protein-FAD linkage; mitochondrial respiratory chain complex II assembly; mitochondrial electron transport, succinate to ubiquinone
Cellular component (GO): mitochondrion
Source: RefSeq, a predicted model, not a curated record
GGCGUACCAAACACGUCAGAAUUUCCCUCUUCCAAACCAUUUUCAGCCUUCGUGUUCAUUUCCCACCCAAACACACAGAAAACAACAACCAGAGGUUCCAAUGGCGAGUCUGAGAAGAGCCGCGAUCAACAUCCACAGAGUCAUCAACGCUAACAAACGCAACAUCACCGCCUCCACAACCCCCCUCACAUCAAGACCACUUUAUGGCUAUUCCAAGAUUUCCCCCUUCACCUCAUACCCUCAAUCUUACGAAAUUGAUUUGUCCACAGAAGAAUCCAAAAGGCGCUCGUUGAACAGGUUAUUGUAUAGAAGCAAACAACGAGGGUUCCUGGAACUUGACCUGGUUCUUGGCAAAUGGGUUGAGGACAAUAUUCACUCAUUGGAUGAAAAUCGAAUCAAAUCUCUCAUUCAUGUUCUUGACCUGGAAAAUCCAGAUUUAUGGAAGUGGCUAUCAGGACAGGAGCAACCCCCAGAAUCAAUUAGUGCAAACCCAGUCUUUGCUGCAAUCAAGGAAAAAUUAAUGAAAAACCUUGAUAGUCAUGCUGCUCCUGAAGUAAGAGCAAUGCCUGGGCAGCCAUGGGUGCGAGGCUGGGAUGAUAUUAAGAAAGGGCCGGGUGGUCCUGUAACUGGAAAUCAGUAGCUUGAGAGUGUAUGAUCUUGUCAUCUGUAUUCUAUAACAAUGAAUUAAAUCUGGUCCACCAUUUAUAACUAACUAAAAUAAGGGCUGGGUAACUGCUGCUGAAAGGUUUGUAUUUGGUAUAAGAGAUCUGUAAAAGCGGGAAAAACUAUAAAACGAUUAUGAUUUUCUGGGAAUCUUUAUCUAUAUUGUGUAUAAUUCAUUGUUUAGUGAUGACUUACUAUUAUGUUGUAA